Molecule: messenger RNA, 2097 nt
Organism: Acomys russatus (golden spiny mouse)
Lineage: Eukaryota; Metazoa; Chordata; Mammalia; Rodentia; Muridae
Product: zinc finger protein 182-like
Exons: 3
Coding region: 1-1920 (639 amino acids)
Biological process (GO): regulation of DNA-templated transcription
Source: RefSeq, a predicted model, not a curated record
AUGCUGUUACAGGGAUCGGUGUCAUUUGAGGAUGUGUCUGUGGACUUUACCCAGGAAGAGUGGAAUCAACUGAACCCUAUUCAGAGGAGCUUAUACAGAGAUGUGAUGCUAGAGAAUUAUAGCCAUCUUGUCUCUCUGGGGUAUCCUAUUACAAAACCAGAAGUUAUCACAUCUUUAGAGCGAGGAGUCCUUGGCAUCAUAAAGAGAGAAAUCCCAAAUUCAGGUUGCACAGAAGAUGGGCAAGCUGAAGACCAUGUAGAGUGGCAUCAGAAAAACCAAAAUAAACACCUGGAGCAGGAAAAUGUGACUGAAGAAAGAAGUUAUGAAUGUAAUGGAUUUGUAAGCCCACUUUCUCAGAACACAUGGGUAGUUUCUUCAAGACCCACACCCUAUAUGAAUAAUUCAUUUGGGAAAAGUAUUAAAGAUAAUUUAGGAUUACUCAAUCCUACUAGCCUGAGUUUUGCAGCUCAGGAAUGUUAUGAAUGUAAUAGAUGUAGGAGAUUAUUAAUUCCUGGAAAACAUGAGAUAAAUGACAGAAUGAAGUCUCAUGACCAUAAUGUAUAUGGUAAAGAUCAUAUUUAUAACUUUGUUCAGCAUGACUUGACUCAACUUGGAGACAGAUCCUAUGAAUGUCCUGAGUGCAGAAUAACCCUCAGUCCAAGUUCAUUCCUUAUUGUUCAUCAGAUCACUCAUGUAGGAGAAAAGCCUUAUGAAUGGACAGGAUACAGAGAAGCAUUCAACAACACAGCACAUCUCAGUCUACAUCAAACAAUGCACACAGGAAACAAGCUCUUUGAAUGUAAUGAAUGUGGCAAAUCCUUCAGAGAGGAAUCCACACUGCAUAUACAUCAAAGAACACAUACAGGUGAAAAACCAUAUGUAUGCACUGAAUGUGGCAGUGCAUUCCAAGAAAAGACAAAUCUCAUCAUACAUCGGAGAACUCACAAAGGAGAGAAGCCCUAUAAAUGUACAGAUUGUGAAAAAACCUUCAACCAAAAGGCACAUCUGAAUGUACAUCAGCGGACACACACGGGAGAGAAACCUUUUGAAUGUACUGAUUGUGGCAAGUACUUCAGAGAAAAAUCAACACUGAAUAUACAUCAAAGAACUCAUACAGGAGAGAAACCAUAUGUAUGCAAUGAGUGUGGCAAAGCCUUCAGAGAAAAGACAAAACUCAUUAUACAUCAAAGAACUCACACAGGAGAGAAACCCUAUGAAUGUUCAGAAUGUGGGAGAGCCUUCAACCAAAAGGCACACCUCAGUGUACAUCAAAGAACACACACAGGAGAGAAACCUUUUGAAUGCAAUGAAUGUGGCAAAGCUUUCAGAGAAAAAUCAACACUGCGCAGACAUCAAAGAAUUCAUACAGGAGAAAAACCUUAUGUGUGUUCAGAAUGUGGAAGAGCCUUUACCCUUAAGCUGAGCCUCAGUGCUCAUCAGAGAAUUCAUACAGGAGAAAAAACAGAUGGCUGUACUGUGUGUGGGAAAGUCUUCUCCCGGAAGUCAUACCUCAUGUUACAUCAAAGAGCUCAUACAAGAGAAAAAUUUGAAAAGUCAUAUGAAUGCAAUGAAUGUGAUAAAGCAUUCUUCCAAAAAUCAUAUCUCAUUAUUCAUCAGAGAGUUCACACAGGGGAAAAACCCUAUGAGUGUAAUAUAUGUGAGAAAUCCUUCUCCCAAAAAUCGUAUCUCAUUAUUCAUCAAAGAACGCAUACAGGAGAGAAACCCUAUCAAUGUGAUAAGUGUAGCAGAGCCUUCAGAGAGAAGUCCAAACUCACUGUGCAUCAGAGAAGCCACUUAGGAGGGAAAUCCUAUGACUGCCCUGAAUUGGAAAGAAAUUUUCAAGAGGUCAAAGUUCAUCGUGGAUUAGAGAACUUAGAGAUAAGAGAAAACAAAGAACUGAAAAUGGAAGAUCUAUCAUAGUAAAGUCAAAGUAAAGGAAAAUGUAAAAUGUCAUGGGGAAGUUGUGCUGUAGCUAAGGUGCUUUUCUAAGGAUAUGACUGACAACUGUGCUUAAAAUUCAGCACCAGCCAUAUUGGGGGAAGAGCAUUCUGAGAAAAAGGAAUAAAAAGGUCCUCUGUUUUAAAGCCAAAAAAAAAA